This is a messenger RNA of Dromaius novaehollandiae (emu), 1119 nucleotides long. RefSeq names its product signal recognition particle 19 kDa protein. Gene Ontology annotation, molecular function: 7S RNA binding. The record is from RefSeq and is a predicted model, not a curated record. Lineage: Eukaryota; Metazoa; Chordata; Aves; Casuariiformes; Dromaiidae. The transcript has 5 exons. The coding region runs from base 16 to 576 and encodes 186 amino acids. Gene Ontology annotation, biological process: SRP-dependent cotranslational protein targeting to membrane; SRP-dependent cotranslational protein targeting to membrane, signal sequence recognition. Gene Ontology annotation, cellular component: signal recognition particle, endoplasmic reticulum targeting.
GCGCUGCCCAAUCGAAUGCCGGGAAUCCCCGUCUGCGGAAAGGAGGGGGCAGGAUUUCUGGUGUGGGGGGCAGGGCGGUGUGACGCGGCCAGACCAACGGCUGUAACGGCUGGGGGAGUUGCCGCUGCUGCCGCCGGUAUUAUGGCUGCCGCUGCCACCGCGUCUCCGGCUGAUAAGGAGAGAUUCAUCUGCAUUUAUCCAGCAUAUUUAAAUAACAAGAAGACAAUAGCAGAAGGAAGAAGGAUACCUAUAGACAAAGCUGUUGAAAAUCCAACAUCUACAGAAAUCCAAGAUGUGUGUGCAGCAGUUGGAUUCAAUGUGCUUGUAGAGAAAAAUAAGAUGUAUCCUAGAGAGUGGAAUCGUGAUGUGCAGUACAGGGGUAGAGUACGAAUUCAGCUCAAACAAGAUGAUGGCAACCCAUGUUUACCUCAGUUUCCAACACGUAAAUCAGUGAUGCUGUAUGCUGCAGAAACUAUUCCCAAACUGAAAACGAGAACACAAAAAAUGGGAGGUAGUGAACAAAGUCUCCAGCAAGGAGAGGGAGGCAAGAAAGGCAAAGGGAAGAAAAAGAAAUGAGCCUACAUCUGGAAUAAUCGUUACUUUAUAUAGCUGUGCUUACUACAGAUAUGGAUGGACACAUUACUGAUGGCAACCUUGAAGUGAAAGAUAAAGGGGUGGGGGGGGAGGAGAACAGGUGAAGCUGAAUAGAACAGCCUGCUUUUUCCAGAACUGGAAUGCAUGCAACUGCCUCAGCUCUGUGUUACAGUAAAUCUGUCUACCUUCACACAAAACCUGCAAGUCUAAAGCUAACAUCCAGUUCUGAAAGUGGAAGAACAUAAGCAAAUGGGGUGGGUGGGAGAAUUAUUCUUUCCAGAAGAAAUAUGCAGUGUUAUUCAGCUUUAAAAAAAAAAAAAUCGUAUGCAGACUAGAUACCAGAAAACUAAUUGCCUUAGUACACCAUUUCUCUACGCUAGUUAAGCGAUAUUCUUAAUUCUGGAUGGUCUGUACUGCAAACAGAAAAAUGUAAAUGAGUGACAUUGACUUUGUAAGCUUCCCUUGCUAAUUAUCUUUCACAACUGUCAAGUGUGCUAAUAAAGGCAACAAGUUAAUUUUGAAAAA